AUGGCUGGAUAUCACACACUUGGCGUUGACCGACUCUUCAUCAACGGCGAAUUCGUUCCCUCGGUUUCUCACAAGAAGUUUGACGUGAUCAAUCCGGCCGCCGAGGAGAUAGCUGCCUCUAUCUAUGAGGCAGGGGCUGAGGAUGUGGAUCUGGCAGUCGAGGCUGCGAAGGCUGCCUUCCCAGAGUGGUCAGCCCUCUCGGCCGACGUGAGAUGCGACUAUCUGAGCAAACUCGCGGAUGAAAUCGACCAGUAUGAAGGUCAGAUCACGUACAUGGAGGCAAUCACCAUGGUUAUGCUGGGCACGGCUAAGCGAUAUCUCAAUUUUUUUGCACACAAAGCCAUCAACGUGACUGGGGAGACGUCACUCAACACGCCUGAAUAUCUGAACUUCUCAAUCUUGGGCCCUGCCUUGGCUGCCGGCAACACCAUGGUUCUCAAGUCUUCAGAGAAGUCUCCACUCUCGGCCAUUUUCUUUGCGUCUCUGUGCCAGAAGGUUGGUCUUCCCAAGGGCGUGCCCAACAUCCUGAAUGGAUUUGGCCGACCUUGCGGCGAGGCCUUCUCCAGGCAUAUGGACAUCAGGAGGGUCUCAUUCACAGGGUCCGUCGCCACUGGACGAGUAUUACAGAAAGCUGCAAACGAAUCCAACCUGAAGAACAUUGGCUUGGAACUCGGCGGCAAAAGCCCUUUGCUUUUCUUCGAUGACGCAUCUCUCGAGAAGGCGGUGAGGUCUGCUACCUUCUCUAUUCUAUACAACUCGGGCCAAGUCUGUAUGGCCAGCUCGCGAAUAUACGUGCAGGAAGAGAUUGCCCCCAAAUUUGUGGCAGCCCUGAAAGAGGAGAUCUUUGGCCCAGUGCUUGUGGUCAAUACUUGUUGGAAAAUCCGGGAAUCCCCCUUAUCUUCAGGAUUCAGACUGUUAGUCUGA
Messenger RNA from Fusarium redolens, 924 nucleotides. Its product is annotated as Aldehyde/histidinol dehydrogenase. The coding region runs from base 1 to 924 and encodes 307 amino acids. Gene Ontology annotation, molecular function: aldehyde dehydrogenase (NAD+) activity. The record is from RefSeq and is a predicted model, not a curated record. The transcript is spliced from 4 exons. NCBI's taxonomy places the organism in Eukaryota, Fungi, Ascomycota, Sordariomycetes, Hypocreales, Nectriaceae.